AUGACCAUACCAUAUAUCCCCAGCAACAUUCCUCUCCGACCACCCAACUCGAAGCAGGAGCCGCCAAGCCCUACACCACCACCCAGGCUAGUUCUAGGUGAACACAGAGUCAAGCCUAGACUGAGCAAGCCAAGUCUGAACCCAGUCCUGGAGAGUGACCAGCGACUGUCUAGAGAUGUUGAACAGCUGGUUUCUGGAGAUGCCAACAAAGUGACAAGAAAGCACUCGUUACCCAUCCUCUCCAGAAGACGACGCGAAGUCUCAGAUGAACUAGUCUUAUUAAAGCAGAGUGACGAGGUAGGUGAUCGAGUACGAUGUGCGUCUGCUGUAGUGGCAGAGAUCAAGACCAAUGUCAUUAUUGAAGACGAGUUUACUUUCACCACUGAGCUGCCAGAGUACCUGUCCAUACACUACAAUCGCCCUGCAUCAUGUAUUGUAACGACCCUUCAGCAUGGCAUCUGCAUCCAAUUUGGCGGGAGCUGUGCUCCGUCUUAUAUCAUGAGGAUCGAAGCGCUCGAUCGAGAUAUGCAGCCUGCAGCGAACAAGCGGAAUAUUGCUCUAUUGCAGCGGCACAUGGAACAAGCCCUUGGUAUUCCCCCUUCCAGAGGUUAUCUCAGAUUUGUUCCUGUUGCCGAGGACUGCGCCGGGUGGAAAGGCAACACUAUUGCUGGGGAGAUAUUGGAUGCGAAAGACCGUGUGCAAACAGUGAAUGAACGUCGAGGGUCUAUCAGAGCUCCGAGGCGAAGAUCCAGCAAGAUACCGCUCCACAACAGAGCGAUGUAA
Molecule: messenger RNA, 783 nt
Organism: Fusarium venenatum
Lineage: Eukaryota; Fungi; Ascomycota; Sordariomycetes; Hypocreales; Nectriaceae
Source: RefSeq, a predicted model, not a curated record